Molecule: messenger RNA, 1709 nt
Organism: Sus scrofa (pig)
Lineage: Eukaryota; Metazoa; Chordata; Mammalia; Artiodactyla; Suidae
Gene: RASSF7
Product: Ras association domain family member 7
Biological process (GO): signal transduction
Source: RefSeq, a predicted model, not a curated record
GUGGCGGGCCGGGGCGCUCCCGAGGCGGUGGAGGCGGCAGGUUGCGGCGGCGCUCCGCGCCCGGCGGCAGCCAGUUCGCGUCCGGCUUCCGGAGCCCGGCGGGCGCCCAGAACAGGGAUGCUCUCAGGACUGGCAGCCAUGGAGCUGAAGGUAUGGGUUGAUGGCAUCCAGCGCGUGGUGUGUGGGGUGUCAGAGCAAACCACCUGUCAGGAAGUGGUCAUCGCACUAGCCCAAGCGAUAGGCCAAACAGGCCGCUUUGUGCUUGUACAGCGUCUCAAAGAGAAGGAACGGCAGCUGCUACCCCAGGAGUGUCCAGUGGGUGCCCAGGCUACCUGUGGACAGUUUGCCAGCGAUGUUCAGUUUGUCCUGAGGCGGACAGGACCCAGCCUGGCUGGGAGGCCCUCCUCGGACAGCUGCCCACCCCCUGAGCGCUGCCCCAUCCGAGCCAGCCUUCCCCCAAAGCCUCGACCAGCAUUGGACCGUGAGCCCCGCAAAGCCCUGACCUUCAGCCUGGGGUGUCCUGGGCCAGCCCCCAGCCCUGUGCCACUUGAGCCUGUGGCUUCAGUGGCACCAAUGCCAGGCUGCUGCACAGACCUGCAGGGCUGGGAGCGAAGGGUGCGGAGGAACGCAGCAGAGCUGGGCCAGGAAGCCUUCUGGGAGCAGGAGCUGCGGCGGGAGCAGGCACGGGAGCGUGAGGGGCAGGCACGCCUGCAGGCGCUGAGCGCAGCCACAGCAGAGCACGCCGCCCGGCUGCAGGCCUUGGAUGCCCAGGCCCGCGCCCUGGAAGCUGAGAUACAGCUGGCCACAGAAGCCCCUGGGCCCACCUCACCCACAGCCUCUGCCACAGAACGCCUGCGCCAGGACCUAGCUGCCCAGGAGCGGCAGAGUGUGGAGGUGCAGGGCAGCCUCUCCCUGGUGGGCAGGGCCCUGGAGGCUGCUGAGCACGCCCUGAAGGCCCAGGCCCAGGAGCUGGAGGAGCUGAACCGGGAGCUGCGCCAGUGUAACCUGCAGCAGUUCAUCCAGCAGACCGGGGCUGCGCUGCCACCACCCCCACGGCCGGACAGGGCCCCCCCCAGCGCGCAGGACCUUCUGCCUCCGGCCAGAGAAGAGCCCCUCCCGGGAGCCCCCCAGAGCCCCGCCCUGGUGUCCAGCCUGAGCCCAGAGAGUACGUGUAUCUCCCCGCUCUGCGUGUGGGAUGAGACCCUUGGGGGAGGUUCCCUCACUCUCUCAGCCCCUGUCCUUCCCACAGUUGCCCCCAUGAGGCAGAACUCCUGGAGGUAGCAGCUCUUGCCCGAGAGUGGACAUCCGCUGCCAGCCCAGCCCUGGGCUUUGACGACACGAGCAAGGCCAGCGCAGGCCGGUCCAGCCUGGAUGACAGGAGAGCCCGUGGUCACGGAGGGCUCUGCCCCCCCGUGUGGGGGGAAGCCCUGGUACCCUGGGCCCAAGACAGGACACCUUGGGGCCCUAGGGUUUCUGCUGCAGGGGGCAGGGGAGGCUGAGGCUGGUCACCCUAGUCUUUGUCAAGUUGCCGAGACCCCUGGAGAAGCUUGGGGCAUGCCAGCUCAGGACCCACUAGGCCCUGAAGGCCACAGCUCCUUGCUGGGGCUGGGAGGUGCACGGGUCCUGCGUUGAGCCUGUGCGUUUGCGGGUCCAGGUGUAUGCUGCCUCCCUCCCCAAGGCCAAAACCUCAAUAAACUGCCUGCUUGGCA